Molecule: messenger RNA, 410 nt
Organism: Guyanagaster necrorhizus
Lineage: Eukaryota; Fungi; Basidiomycota; Agaricomycetes; Agaricales; Physalacriaceae
Exons: 1
Coding region: 161-376 (71 amino acids)
Source: RefSeq, a predicted model, not a curated record
CAUGCUGAAGUGGGAACUGUUGAAACCAUUUAGGGAUUGAAAAUUAACCCUCCCGAGCUGUGAUGCCAAUUUUCUCGGAUUUAACAGGUCCUUCUGCGCCAGCCUCGGGGUCUGACAAAUUCAUUCAGCAUCUGCGCUGCCGGACAAAGUCACAGAAAAGAUGAAUAAUAAAGCUAGUAUGAUCCUAUUACUUUGGAACUCUCACUUGGCUUUGCUCUUCCUUCGAAUUAGUAUCCUUUCCAUAGCCCGCGCGGGUCCUUUGUGUGCCCUUGCUGAUCCAGCUUCAGGCACAUCAACUUGUGCACGCAGAGCCAAUACUUCUUCUUCCAAUGCCAAAAUUCAUCUUCUGCAAAGCUCGCCGACUUUCUCUCUCUAAAUUAAGCCGGUGCUGUAAAGUCAUCACCUCUUUU